Messenger RNA from Anthonomus grandis grandis, 1593 nucleotides. RefSeq names its product phosphoglycerate kinase. NCBI's taxonomy places the organism in Eukaryota, Metazoa, Arthropoda, Insecta, Coleoptera, Curculionidae. Bases 35 to 1372 code for a protein of 445 amino acids. Gene Ontology annotation, biological process: gluconeogenesis; glycolytic process. Gene Ontology annotation, molecular function: ADP binding; ATP binding; phosphoglycerate kinase activity. The transcript is spliced from 10 exons. The record is from RefSeq and is a predicted model, not a curated record. Gene Ontology annotation, cellular component: cytosol.
AAUAUUGAGGGGGUAUACGGAGUGCGACCUUCAUAUGACAUUGGGGUUCUUUAAUUUUGUUCUUGUAGGAAAAUUUUGUGUUUCACCGGUCAAAAGUGCGAAUAUAGUAAAAUAUUUUACAAAAAUGGCUUUGAAUAAACUUGCAAUUGACGCUUUGGACCUUAAUGGCAAACGUGUGCUCAUGAGGGUAGACUUCAAUGUUCCAUUAAAGGAUGGGAAAAUAAGUAACAAUCAGCGUAUCGUAGCAGCCCUUGACUCUAUUAAAUAUGCCUUGGAAAAAAAUGCUAAAAGUGUUGUUUUAUGUUCACAUUUGGGACGUCCAGAUGGCUCUCCAAAUCCCAAAUAUUCUCUUGCACCGGUAGCUGCUGAGCUGGAGAAACUAUUAAAUAAAAAAAUACAAUUUUUGCCUGAUUGUGUUGGACCUGAGGUGGAACAAGCUUGUGCAAACCCUGCUCCAGGAUCAGUAAUUUUGUUGGAAAAUCUGAGAUUCCAUAUUGAGGAAGAAGGCAAAGGGGUAGAUGCCGCAGGCAACAAAAUUAAAGCUGAUAAGGACAAAGUUACUGCAUUCAAAGCUGGCCUAAGAAAAUUAGGUGAUGUAUAUGUUAAUGAUGCAUUUGGAACUGCACAUAGAGCUCAUGCCUCUAUGCUUGGCGAAGGAUUUGAACAGAGAGCCUCUGGAUUUUUACUGAAGAAAGAGCUUGCUUAUUUUGCCAAAGCUUUGGAUAACCCCGAAAGACCAUUCCUUGCUAUUCUGGGUGGUGCCAAAGUAGCUGAUAAGAUCCAACUUAUUAACAACCUCUUGGACAAAGUCAAUGAAAUGAUUAUUGGUGGUGGUAUGGCUUACACAUUCCUCAAAGAACUGAAGGGCAUAAAUAUUGGAAACUCAUUGUUUGAUGCAGAAGGUGCCAAAAUAGUCAAAGACCUGAUGGCGAAAGCUGAAAAGAACAAUGUGAAAAUUCAUUUGCCUGUAGAUUUUAUUACUGCAGAUAAAUUUGAUGAAAAAGCACAGUCCAGCUGUGCCUCUGUUGAAAGUGGCAUUCCAGAUGGAUGGAUGGGUUUGGAUAUUGGACAAAAAACCAUUGAGCUAUUUAAAGAACCAAUCAGGAGAGCUAAAGUUAUUGUGUGGAAUGGACCUGCUGGUGUAUUCGAAUGGGAUAAGUUUGCCAAUGGUACCAAAGCUAUCAUGGAUGAAGUUGUGGCUGUAACCAAAACUGGAGCUGUUACAAUUAUUGGCGGAGGUGACACAGCUACCUGCUGUGCUAAAUACGGCACAGAGGACAAAGUGUCCCACGUCUCCACUGGUGGUGGUGCUAGUCUCGAGCUCCUGGAAGGAAAAGUUUUACCUGGAGUAGCUGCCCUAUCAGAUGCAUAGAGUUUUAGUUCAAAGAGGUAGUCAACAAAACACCAUUGGAAAAUUGUAAGAUGUUUCGAUGAAUUUAUUUAUUAAAAUGAGUGUACUUGAGUUCGUAGAUCGGUCUGUAUAUCUAAAAGUAAAUAUGUGUUUAAACAUGUUCAAAUUGUAUGGUACAGUUAAAAGAUGUAAGUACGCGUUUUAAUGAAUGUAUUGCUUUAAUAAAUUUUGUUUGUGAUAUA